CAUUUAUAUACCGUAAUUGACAGUUUCCUUCCUAUCCAUUCGACGAGCCGCAAAACGAAGCAAGAAAUGAAGCGCGGACGUGUCGAUGUGGGUGUGUCCAAGGAGCAAUACGAGGCGUCUCUCACAGCGCCGUCGGGCCCCAGUGAUGAGGCUGGAUCAUUCCCUCGCGCGCCAACGCAGGUGCUCAAGGCACGCAGAAUCGUGACGGCCACUCCAACCUCGCGCACGCAGGAAGCGGCCCGGCAGCUCGCUGCGCUCAAUCGCGCUUUUGUUUCUAACGUCAAGGCUCAAUGGGCGCACAACAAGGCCGACAGCUGGGUGCAGAACAUGAAGGAAUAUCUCAGUUACGCACGCGAGAUCGAUGCCAAGUUCGGCGCCCAUGCGGGCCAAAUGCUGACUUUCGGCAGUGGCGACUGCGGCCAGCUCGGCCACGGCGUGGAAGAUGAAGAGGACCUCAUGAUCAAGUUCCCUCGUGUCGUGAGCCCUUUGGCUAAGCUUCAGAUUGUCCGCGUGGCCUGUGGAGGCCUCCACUCGGCUGCUAUCACUUCGGCCGGAGAGGUAUACACGUGGGGCUGCAAUGACGAUGGAGCAUUGGGCCACCUCGGCGACGAGAAUAUCCCGGCCAAGGUGGCCGGCUUUGGCCCACAGCAGGCCACAGCCGUGCAGGUUGUGGGUGGCGACUGCCACACAGCCGUCGUGACGUUGGCCGGCAAGGUUUAUACGUGGGGUUGCUACCGUGACAAGGAGGGCAAGCAGUGGUGCGACGCGCCGUCGGCCAAGGAUGCGUUCAAGAAGAAACAGCCGGAGCCUUUCCUAAUCAAGUCCCUGGACAACAUCGCUGAUGUCCGCUGUGGUAGCUCGUUCAACCUGGUGCGCACGAACGACGGCCGUGUGUACUCAUGGGGACUAGGAGAAAUGGGUCAGCUCGGCCGUAUCGUGGACGACAAAAUGAAGGACUCCAAGGGCGACUACAAGGUAGAUAUGGUGUACACGGAGCACUUGCAGCCUAAGCCUGUGAUGCUCGGAAACAAUCCACUUCCGGCUGUCAAGGCUAUUGGUUGUGGCUCGUAUCACAGCCUGUUCUCUUUGAGCUCGAAUGGGUACUUGUACUCUUGCGGGCUCAACAAUUACGGUCAGCUGGGAAUUGGCAGUACCGAAAACUGCACCGAGCUGCAGCUUGUAGAGGAUCUCAGCUCCAAGAACGUCGCGUAUGUGGAUGGAGGCGCCCAUCACUCGGUUGUCCUCACCAAUGACGGCGAUGUAUACACGUUUGGUCGCGCUGACUCGGGCCAGCUCGGUACGCUCGAGACUUGCAACACCGGCGAGUUUAAGGAUCGUCCACAGAAGGUGACAAUUCCUAAGCCCAAGAACGGCGGCUCAAGCGAGGUUCGCAUGGUCGCCUCUGGCUCCAACCACGCACUGGCGCUAACUGAGAGUAACGCGAUCUUUUCUUGGGGAUACGGCGACAUGCUGGCGCUAGGCAACGGAGUAGACCGAGACGAAAACAAACCCUACCAAGUGGACUGGUCGAAGGCCAUAUUGGGCAAAGACAAGGAAGGCGAAGAGGAGGAGUUUGGUAAGGCAGAGUUCCUGCAGGUCGAAGCUGGUGGCCAGCACAGCGCCGUGUUGGCAAGAGCCAUCGAGGACAAAUAGGUCAACAAGAUAACUCAUCGCCUGCAGCGCCAAGUUUUCUUGCAUAACCUCCAAGAAGCGAAAAACAAAGUUUAUUUGACGAAGUUGAAAUUGCAGUAAAAACAAAUUGCUGUCACGUUAAAUGCUUUGUAUAGUUUGAAGUCUUCGCAAUCGAGCGGCAAGAUAACAUAGUGCAAAUCAAGAAAAGCAAAGCAUCAAGUAUAUUUUGACUUUAGCAGACAGCUUUUAAGCUCAACGCGUGCCGUUGACCAUCAUCGAAUGCAAGUUCGAAGUUGCUCAGGGGAGCGAAAGACCCAGAGACAGGAUGCCAAUUACCAAGAGUACGACUACCUGUUGUGGUAAUCCAAACUGAACUGGAGUUGCCACGUUCGUGUAUCGACGUUUCUUGUCCGAGAGCGAGUCCGAGCCAGACGACGAAGACUCAAACGAUUUACGUCGCUUCAUCGGAGACGGAGCCGGCGUAGUCAAGUCACAUGACGACACGAACUUGUCCAGACUCGCUUGCAGCGUCAUGUUCUUCUUGUCGAAAGCGGCCUCGCAUUUCGGGAUAUCCAGAUCGUCAAUGGAGCCGAUCAUCGCUUGACAGGCCUUGGACUGGCACAGAGCAGACUGCUGGGCCUUCGUGAGGCUCGAGCGCGGCGGAACCUGGAAAUUGAGUUUACUAUCUUGGAGGCAUUUGCUUACUUCGACAGAGACAUCAUUAAAGACGCCUAACUCUUUUGGAGAGCACGGCUUGGCGUUGAUGAUACCAAUACCGCUUCCGAUCGCCACCAGUAGCAAUAGCACUGGGAGUUUAAGCCGCGUCAUUCUCGAAGAAGAUUGUACGAAGUGUUUGCUGCUGCUGUCGCUUGGUUUGUAUCGCUUACGGCUGAUUGAGAAAUGAGUAUCACCUUGGUACUCAUAGGAGUCUUCAUCCAUCUAUCUCCACCAAAAAAAAAAAAAA
This is a messenger RNA of Phytophthora nicotianae INRA-310, 2596 nucleotides long. RefSeq lists its product as hypothetical. NCBI's taxonomy places the organism in Eukaryota, Oomycota, Peronosporomycetes, Peronosporales, Peronosporaceae. The transcript has a single exon. The record is from RefSeq and is a predicted model, not a curated record. Bases 67 to 1653 code for a protein of 528 amino acids.